Molecule: messenger RNA, 4578 nt
Organism: Knipowitschia caucasica
Lineage: Eukaryota; Metazoa; Chordata; Actinopteri; Gobiiformes; Gobiidae
Source: the annotation of a GenBank genome assembly
AUGUCCGGUGCCCAUAGGGGUAUCUGGGAAUUUCUAAUGAGACUAUAUGGAUCUGGAGGCAUACCUCGACUUCUGACUGGGGGGGGGGGGGGGGGGGGGGGGGGGGGGGGGGGGGGGGGGGGGGGGGGGGGGGGGGGGGGGGGGGGGGGGGGGGGGGGGGGGGGGGGGGGGGGGGGGGGGGGGGGGGGGGGGGGGGGGGGGGGGGGGGGGGGGGGGGGGGGGGGGGGGGGGGGGGGGGGGGGGGGGGGGGGGGGGGGGGGGGGGGGGGGGGGGGGGGGGGGGGGGGGGGGGGGGGGGGGGGGGGGGGGGGGGGGGGGGGGGGGGGGGGGGGGGGGGGGGGGGGGGGGGGGGGGGGGGGGGGGGGGGGGGGGGGGGGGGGGGGGGGGGGGGGGGGGGGGGGGGGGGGGGGGGGGGGGGGGGGGGGGGGGGGGGGGGGGGGGGGGGGGGGGGGGGGGGGGGGGGGGGGGGGGGGGGGGGGGGGGGGGGGGGGGGGGGGGGGGGGGGGGGGGGGGGGGGGGGGGGGGGGGGGGGGGGGGGGGGGGGGGGGGGGGGGGGGGGGGGGGGGGGGGGGGGGGGGGGGGGGGGGGGGGGGGGGGGGGGGGGGGGGGGGGGGGGGGGGGGGGGGGGGGGGGGGGGGGGGGGGGGGGGGGGGGGGGGGGGGGGGGGGGGGGGGGGGGGGGGGGGGGGGGGGGGGGGGGGGGGGGGGGGGGGGGGGGGGGGGGGGGGGGGGGGGGGGGGGGGGGGGGGGGGGGGGGGGGGGGGGGGGGGGGGGGGGGGGGGGGGGGGGGGGGGGGGGGGGGGGGGGGGGGGGGGGGGGGGGGGGGGGGGGGGGGGGGGGGGGGGGGGGGGGGGGGGGGGGGGGGGGGGGGGGGGGGGGGGGGGGGGGGGGGGGGGGGGGGGGGGGGGGGGGGGGGGGGGGGGGGGGGGGGGGGGGGGGGGGGGGGGGGGGGGGGGGGGGGGGGGGGGGGGGGGGGGGGGGGGGGGGGGGGGGGGGGGGGGGGGGGGGGGGGGGGGGGGGGGGGGGGGGGGGGGGGGGGGGGGGGGGGGGGGGGGGGGGGGGGGGGGGGGGGGGGGGGGGGGGGGGGGGGGGGGGGGGGGGGGGGGGGGGGGGGGGGGGGGGGGGGGGGGGGGGGGGGGGGGGGGGGGGGGGGGGGGGGGGGGGGGGGGGGGGGGGGGGGGGGGGGGGGGGGGGGGGGGGGGGGGGGGGGGGGGGGGGGGGGGGGGGGGGGGGGGGGGGGGGGGGGGGGGGGGGGGGGGGGGGGGGGGGGGGGGGGGGGGGGGGGGGGGGGGGGGGGGGGGGGGGGGGGGGGGGGGGGGGGGGGGGGGGGGGGGGGGGGGGGGGGGGGGGGGGGGGGGGGGGGGGGGGGGGGGGGGGGGGGGGGGGGGGGGGGGGGGGGGGGGGGGGGGGGGGGGGGGGGGGGGGGGGGGGGGGGGGGGGGGGGGGGGGGGGGGGGGGGGGGGGGGGGGGGGGGGGGGGGGGGGGGGGGGGGGGGGGGGGGGGGGGGGGGGGGGGGGGGGGGGGGGGGGGGGGGGGGGGGGGGGGGGGGGGGGGGGGGGGGGGGGGGGGGGGGGGGGGGGGGGGGGGGGGGGGGGGGGGGGGGGGGGGGGGGGGGGGGGGGGGGGGGGGGGGGGGGGGGGGGGGGGGGGGGGGGGGGGGGGGGGGGGGGGGGGGGGGGGGGGGGGGGGGGGGGGGGGGGGGGGGGGGGGGGGGGGGGGGGGGGGGGGGGGGGGGGGGGGGGGGGGGGGGGGGGGGGGGGGGGGGGGGGGGGGGGGGGGGGGGGGGGGGGGGGGGGGGGGGGGGGGGGGGGGGGGGGGGGGGGGGGGGGGGGGGGGGGGGGGGGGGGGGGGGGGGGGGGGGGGGGGGGGGGGGGGGGGGGGGGGGGGGGGGGGGGGGGGGGGGGGGGGGGGGGGGGGGGGGGGGGGGGGGGGGGGGGGGGGGGGGGGGGGGGGGGGGGGGGGGGGGGGGGGGGGGGGGGGGGGGGGGGGGGGGGGGGGGGGGGGGGGGGGGGGGGGGGGGGGGGGGGGGGGGGGGGGGGGGGGGGGGGGGGGGGGGGGGGGGGGGGGGGGGGGGGGGGGGGGGGGGGGGGGGGGGGGGGGGGGGGGGGGGGGGGGGGGGGGGGGGGGGGGGGGGGGGGGGGGGGGGGGGGGGGGGGGGGGGGGGGGGGGGGGGGGGGGGGGGGGGGGGGGGGGGGGGGGGGGGGGGGGGGGGGGGGGGGGGGGGGGGGGGGGGGGGGGGGGGGGGGGGGGGGGGGGGGGGGGGGGGGGGGGGGGGGGGGGGGGGGGGGGGGGGGGGGGGGGGGGGGGGGGGGGGGGGGGGGGGGGGGGGGGGGGGGGGGGGGGGGGGGGGGGGGGGGGGGGGGGGGGGGGGGGGGGGGGGGGGGGGGGGGGGGGGGGGGGGGGGGGGGGGGGGGGGGGGGGGGGGGGGGGGGGGGGGGGGGGGGGGGGGGGGGGGGGGGGGGGGGGGGGGGGGGGGGGGGGGGGGGGGGGGGGGGGGGGGGGGGGGGGGGGGGGGGGGGGGGGGGGGGGGGGGGGGGGGGGGGGGGGGGGGGGGGGGGGGGGGGGGGGGGGGGGGGGGGGGGGGGGGGGGGGGGGGGGGGGGGGGGGGGGGGGGGGGGGGGGGGGGGGGGGGGGGGGGGGGGGGGGGGGGGGGGGGGGGGGGGGGGGGGGGGGGGGGGGGGGGGGGGGGGGGGGGGGGGGGGGGGGGGGGGGGGGGGGGGGGGGGGGGGGGGGGGGGGGGGGGGGGGGGGGGGGGGGGGGGGGGGGGGGGGGGGGGGGGGGGGGGGGGGGGGGGGGGGGGGGGGGGGGGGGGGGGGGGGGGGGGGGGGGGGGGGGGGGGGGGGGGGGGGGGGGGGGGGGGGGGGGGGGGGGGGGGGGGGGGGGGGGGGGGGGGGGGGGGGGGGGGGGGGGGGGGGGGGGGGGGGGGGGGGGGGGGGGGGGGGGGGGGGGGGGGGGGGGGGGGGGGGGGGGGGGGGGGGGGGGGGGGGGGGGGGGGGGGGGGGGGGGGGGGGGGGGGGGGGGGGGGGGGGGGGGGGGGGGGGGGGGGGGGGGGGGGGGGGGGGGGGGGGGGGGGGGGGGGGGGGGGGGGGGGGGGGGGGGGGGGGGGGGGGGGGGGGGGGGGGGGGGGGGGGGGGGGGGGGGGGGGGGGGGGGGGGGGGGGGGGGGGGGGGGGGGGGGGGGGGGGGGGGGGGGGGGGGGGGGGGGGGGGGGGGGGGGGGGGGGGGGGGGGGGGGGGGGGGGGGGGGGGGGGGGGGGGGGGGGGGGGGGGGGGGGGGGGGGGGGGGGGGGGGGGGGGGGGGGGGGGGGGGGGGGGGGGGGGGGGGGGGGGGGGGGGGGGGGGGGGGGGGGGGGGGGGGGGGGGGGGGGGGGGGGGGGGGGGGGGGGGGGGGGGGGGGGGGGGGGGGGGGGGGGGGGGGGGGGGGGGGGGGGGGGGGGGGGGGGGGGGGGGGGGGGGGGGGGGGGGGGGGGGGGGGGGGGGGGGGGGGGGGGGGGGGGGGGGGGGGGGGGGGGGGGGGGGGGGGGGGGGGGGGGGGGGGGGGGGGGGGGGGGGGGGGGGGGGGGGGGGGGGGGGGGGGGGGGGGGGGGGGGGGGGGGGGGGGGGGGGGGGGGGGGGGGGGGGGGGGGGGGGGGGGGGGGGGGGGGGGGGGGGGGGGGGGGGGGGGGGGGGGGGGGGGGGGGGGGGGGGGGGGGGGGGGGGGGGGGGGGGGGGGGGGGGGGGGGGGGGGGGGGGGGGGGGGGGGGGGGGGGGGGGGGGGGGGGGGGGGGGGGGGGGGGGGGGGGGGGGGGGGGGGGGGGGGGGGGGGGGGGGGGGGGGGGGGGGGGGGGGGGGGGGGGGGGGGGGGGGGGGGGGGGGGGGGGGGGGGGGGGGGGGGGGGGGGGGGGGGGGGGGGGGGGGGGGGGGGGGGGGGGGGGGGGGGGGGGGGGGGGGGGGGGGGGGGGGGGGGGGGGGGGGGGGGGGGGGGGGGGGGGGGGGGGGGGGGGGGGGGGGGGGGGGGGGGGGGGGGGGGGGGGGGGGGGGGGGGGGGGGGGGGGGGGGGGGGGGGGGGGGGGGGGGGGGGGGGGGGGGGGGGGGGGGGGGGGGGGGGGGGGGGGGGGGGGGGGGGGGGGGGGGGGGGGGGGGGGGGGGGGGGGGGGGGGGGGGGGGGGGGGGGGGGGGGGGGGGGGGGGGGGGGGGGGGGGGGGGGGGGGGGGGGGGGGGGGGGGGGGGGGGGGGGGGGGGGGGGGGGGGGGGGGGGGGGGGGGGGGGGGGGGGGGGGGGGGGGGGGGGGGGGGGGGGGGGGGGGGGGGGGGGGGGGGGGGGGGGGGGGGGGGGGGGGGGGGGGGGGGGGGGGGGGGGGGGGGGGGGGGGGGGGGGGGGGGGGGGGGGGGGGGGGGGGGGGGGGGGGGGGGGGGGGGGGGGGGGGGGGGGGGGGGGGGGGGGGGGGGGGGGGGGGUGGGGGGGGGGGGGGGGGGGGGGGGGGGGGGGGGGGGGGGGGGGGGGGGGGGGGGGGGGGGGGGGGGGGGGGGGGGGGGGGGGGGGGGGGGGGGGGGGGGGGCUUUCUUUGUGUUCAGUACCUAGGCCGGCUACGGUACCCACUUUAG